Paramacrobiotus metropolitanus is the source of this 1802-nucleotide messenger RNA. RefSeq names its product platelet-activating factor receptor-like. Gene Ontology annotation, cellular component: plasma membrane. Bases 188 to 1438 code for a protein of 416 amino acids. Gene Ontology annotation, molecular function: G protein-coupled receptor activity. The record is from RefSeq and is a predicted model, not a curated record. NCBI's taxonomy places the organism in Eukaryota, Metazoa, Tardigrada, Eutardigrada, Parachela, Macrobiotidae. Gene Ontology annotation, biological process: G protein-coupled receptor signaling pathway. The transcript is spliced from 4 exons.
CACAAUCAUAAACACCCAAAAACGGCAAAUACUGGAUCGCAAUGCACAUCAAAAGAUUUCAUACAAGCGCAUUUUACCGAACAUUCUAUUUUCAUAAUAUUAUGACGUAACUCGUUAAUUGUUAACUAAAAUACUGUUUGUAAUUUAUGAUGCUGUUAUGUAAUGCAUCUUGUAAAAAUUAUCUUGAAUGGAGAACAACAUAACGACUAAUGCGAGUUAUUCAUGUCCAUGGCCGGAAGAGGAAGUUUAUGCAUCCCAGUGGGAGUAUGUUUUCAUCGUGUGCUAUCCGAUUCUGUUAAUAACCUGCACAUUUGGGAAUUCGCUUAAUAUCCUGAUCUUGGGCUUGGCCAAGGAUCCUCAGAGCAUCACUGUUUUCUUGCUGGCCUUAGCGGUUGGGGACUUAUUAACGCUGUGGAUGCAAGUUCCCCAGUACAUGUUUGUGGUUACUCCGGAAAUCUUUAAUGUCGCUUAUAUCUUCGAUUAUGUCAAUGAUUACGUACAGGGUCUGUACAUAUGGCUGCAACUGACGUUUCCAACAUUCGCUGACUGGAUUUUGGUUGUAUUUUCCGUUGGCCGGGUCCGUGCCGUUAUUGACCCUUUAUCAUACCACGGUCCAUCGCCGGCUAGAACCGCCCGGAUUAUCGUCGUCUGCAUCUUUAUCUACGCAGCCAUAAUAAAUCUGUACAAAGGGGUAACGCAGUAUUACUUAUUGGCCACGCUGGAUAUCCCGACAUUCGACGAGGAAUCCGGGCGACCAUUCAUUCGAAACUUGCCGCACUGGCUAGAAACAUGGAAUACUGUCAACGCAUUUUACAAAGAUGUAGAGAUCAUGGUGAUAUUUUUAAUCCUACUUUCCUGCAACUCCAUCAUAAUCUGGGCCAUUUUCAAGCGUCGCCGGAACCUGCAGUUGCGCGCGACCGUUACCGAUACCGACCGGAAGCAGACGAGCGGCAAAGCGAUCCUAGUUUCCGCGGUCUCCACCUACCUGAUAUGCAUGCUGCCGGAAGCGAUUAACGAAAUGCUGGGGAUGUUGGCCCGUUAUCCGUACUGCAUGUACGACUACCGCAUGUAUAACACCCUAUGGCGCCCCGCCCAGCUGCUCAUGCUGGUUCCCUAUUCCUUCAACUUCUACUUAUACUUCGCCUUCAGUAUGAAAUUCCGCACUGAUGCGAAAGAAACGUUCAAGAGGAUUGUAGAGAAGUGCCAGUGCUGCCGAGGUGGGAUGGAAAAUGGAUAUAUGCCGGGUCCAAGAAGAGGCAGCGAAGCGCUUAGUGAGAUUUUCCAGCUGGAUUCGAGAAGAGCCAGUGAUGCCCUUGUGACCAUAUUCAGUGCGAAACAACAGGGGCGGCAGUCGGAGUUAGGAGGAAAGGUUACUUUGAGUGACGAACGGUCUGCUGAAUUACAGUCCAGUCAGGCUACAGGAGAAACGAGCUUGUAGACCUACAGCUCAUUAUUUGCAACGUUUUGACGAACGCGUUUAGUUUUUCAUCAGCUGUCAAUCACGACUUUUUCUUUUACAUAUUUCUUUUACAUGUUUAUCGUAUUGCUGCUGGGUAAUAUUUAUAUGAUAACAAAUUUGUUGAAAUAAACAUGCUAGGCUGAAGGUAAGUAGUCAGAAUGGUUUUACGUGUGUAGAGGUAUACAAUUAGGUACUAUACGCAUUUUACUUGCAUUUUCUGACAAUUCUAACACCGAUAUCCGACAUCUUUGUGCCGAAUAUACGUGGCAUAAUAUUUCACAAUAUUUGGUUCCAGUGUCUUUCGUGAAUUUGGGAUUUAUUUUCAACAACCAGAAAUGGAAUG